CAUGGACUAUAAGUGUUGCACAGAGGAGAGAAAGGGAGGAGGAAUUGUCCAAGGCGCGCAUGUAAGGCAGGAGCUGAUUUAUCCAGCCUUUGUGGGCCACACCAGACAACAGUUAGAAACUGCAAUUAAUAUAUACCACUCAUCCAGCUUUCUUUUUUCACCAUACCUUUAGUUUCAUUCAACUAACUUUUUUGGUUUUGUUCGAGAGCACCUGCCCGGAGCAUACAGCGGUACACCCGCCUCCUCAUUGCGGGGAUCGGGAGUUGGACUACCCAGCUGCGCAGGAGAGCUCCCCUGCAAAAACGCGUCAUGGGGUACAGGAGAAUCACUGCCGCUUUUUGCAUGUACACCUGAGGGAUUUUGUGGAUUUACAACGCGGCUUUCAAAAGAAAAAUAAGACUCUUUAUUUAAUCGCUUCAAGAAACUUUUUGCCAGUCACCUUGGAGUUAUAAGCCUCUGCGAGCGACCCGUUUUUUUUAUUCUAACACACGGUUUUGGUUUUGGUGAAGAGCUGACAGGAUGGUCUCAUCCAACUGCUUCAAAUUGUUCGCUGUCAUCUUGUGUUGGUCAUCACUCACAAAUGGGCAUUUGGAGAGAGAGCACUUUCCUAAGAUUCAGCCCUCUCAGAAUACCCUCAUGGUGGAUGAUUUGUUGAACCUCGUAUGCAGAGGUCAUGGCCCGCUGCAUUGGAAACUUGCCAAUCACCGACGAUCGAUUUCAUCGGACGGAGUGAAGGUGGAGCAGUGCAAUUCCAAACAUCCCUCUCACUUAAACUGCAGCAAACUGAUAGUCACAGACUUGAGUGCCAAUGACACUGGGAGGUACAGCUGUAAAGAUGGCUCAGAUCGCAUCACCUCAACCUAUGUCUAUGUCGAAGAUCCUGAGCAACCAUUUGUGGAGCCCUUUAUUUCAACACCUCUCAUCCUGGGCAUCUACAGGUCUGAGACCAGCCUCACGAUCCCCUGCCGGACCUCAUCUCCUGAUACUGUUGUAACACUGACAGGGUUCCCACCUUUAUCAGAGGAAGUUGUCAAGAACAUGGUAUGGGAUCCAAAGGUGGGAUUCAAGAUUCCCUAUGGUCCCUACACUAUGUACAAUACGCUCACCUGUAACACUGUGGUCAACGGUCGUGAGUUCAAGUCACUGUACAUCCCUCACAGGCAUACUCUUGUUCUCAAUAAUGUGAAAAUCACCCCAGAGCGUGUCAGAUUGUUGGUUGGAGAAACCCUCAUCCUCAACUGUACUGGCGAGACCACCUAUAAUGGUAGAAUCAACUUCACAUGGGAUUUUCCAAAGAAGAGAGAAAAUCGACAUUAUACACCCAAGACUAAAGACAACCCGGCUAGGGUCCUUAUGAUGAGCAAGGGUUUAGUGUUGCCAAACGUUACCAUGGAGGAUAAAGGGUUAUACCGCUGCAAAGCUGAGAUUGAACCUACAAGACACAAGAAUGCUACAGCAAAAGUCCUUGUCUUUGAGCAUCCAUUCCUAAACGUCUCCUAUAGGCAUGAGCGGCCGAGUACAGUGACCGUCAAAGAAGGAAGAAAAAAGCUUGUGUUUGAGCCCAAGGUCAACGCUCUGCCCCCACCAGACAUGGUAGCAUGGUUUAAGGAUGGGGUGCCUCUAAACACAACUUCCACCUGUUACAAGAUGUCGGGUUUCAGCUUGAUUAUCAUUGAUGUGCAGCAGAAGCAUGCUGGGGUCUUCACCAUAAGCCUGGGCAACCAAGCAAAGGGCUUGUACAAGAAUCUGAGCUACACUCUGGUAGUCACCGUGAAGCCAAGUAUUUCGGAGGCGGAGCUUGCCACUGUAGACGUGCAGCCCUACAUGCUUGGCAAGCAUCCACAGCUAACCUGCACAGCCAGUGGGGUGCCCUUGCCAACCAUCACUUGGUACUGGCAGCCGUGUCACCCAAAUGCUACGUUUAAAAAUUGCAUUGCUGACACUGAGCCAACCCUGGUCAGCACUGAUGACAGGGGAAAUCACUCCCACAACUGGAUUAAGAGCAUAAGCAUCAAGCCUGAACUGGUUAAAGGAAUAAACAAGACUGUGAGUACCCUGGUGAUUGGAGAAGCCAGCGUGUCAGGAGAGUACUCCUGUGUGGCCCAGAAUGAGGAUGGCGUCAGCAAUAUGUCGAUCCCUUUCUAUGUUGCUGAUAACCCUGACGAGGUUACCAUUGAACCUCGGACAGCCAUCGAGGGGGAUAACGUUACCCUGACCUGUCGGGCAGCGCGCUACCUCUACACAGACCUGAAGUGGUUGGGUUCCGCAAAUCAAACGAUCACCACCAACGUGUCCAGUCUCAAGCUCAGCCGCUACUCCAUUUCCCUGUCUCUCCAUCUUCAUAAUGUCUCUCAAAACAGCACCAGGGGGUACAAGUGCAAAGCAUACCGUCUUAACGAGAGGGUUGAACUCAAGACUGCUGCACUUACUGUGGAUGUGAGAAAACGUCCCUGGCUGAGUCAAAAUCUGACUAAUCAGGAUGUGAACAGUAGCAGCACCUUGAUGCUGGCUUGUUUCGCUCAGGGAGUUCCUCGUCCCUUCAUCGUGUGGCACAAAAACGGUGUUCAAGUGAAACAAGGCCCAGGUAUCACACUGGGAGAAGACGGCACUCUGACCAUUGAGAGGGUGAAGAAGGAUGAUGAGGGACUGUAUGAAUGUAUAGCCAAAAAUGAUGAGGGUUCCGCAAAAGCAAGUGCUGUUGUUACUGUGCUCGGGGAUGAAGGGAAGCCAAACAUUGAGGUAAUAAUUCUGGUGUGUACAGGAGCUGCAGCCACAUUCCUCUGGCUCAUGCUUAUCCUCUUCAUCCGCAAGCUAAGGAAGCAACCAGCCCACUAUAAGAUGGGCCCAUCUAUUAUCAUUGACCCUGAUGAGUGUCCCCUCGAGGAGCAGAAUGAUCUUCUUCAGUAUGACAGCAGCAAAUGGGAGUUUCCCCGUGACCGCUUGAGACUAGGCAAAACUCUUGGCCACGGAGCUUUUGGAAAAGUGGUGGAGGCCUCUGCCUUUGGGAUCGACAAGCUCUCAACCUGCAAGACUGUUGCUGUCAAAAUGCUGAAAGGAGGCGCUACGUCAAAUGAGCGCAAAGCUCUGAUGUCAGAGUUAAAGAUCCUGAUCCACAUUGGCCAUCACCUGAAUGUGGUCAACCUGCUGGGAGCCUGCACGAAGCCUGGAGGUCCAUUGAUGAUGAUAGUGGAGUUCUGCAAGUAUGGCAACUUGUCCAACUAUUUGAGAGGCAAGAGAGAUGACUUCAUUGUCUACAAGAGGCAGGACGGCAAGGUGGUGUCGUCGGGAUCAUCCUGCGAGCUGAGCGAGCUGAUGAAGCGCCGCCUGGAGAGCGUGGCCAGCACCGGAAGCUCAGCAAGCUCUGGGUUCAUCGAAGAUAAGAGCUACUGCGACUCAGAGGAAGAGGAAGAAGAAUCUGAGGACUUAUAUAAGAGAGUCCUGACACUGGAAGAUUUAAUCUGCUACAGUUUCCAAGUUGCAAAAGGCAUGGAGUUCUUGGCUUCACGCAAGUGCAUCCACCGUGAUCUUGCUGCACGAAACAUACUGCUCUCUGAGAAUAAUGUUGUGAAGAUUUGUGAUUUUGGACUCGCCAGAGACAUCUACAAAGACCCGGAUUAUGUGCGCAAAGGAGAUGCUAGACUGCCGCUCAAGUGGAUGGCACCUGAGGCCAUUUUUGACAAGAUCUACACAACUCAGAGUGACGUUUGGUCGUUUGGUGUUCUCAUGUGGGAGAUCUUCUCUCUGGGUGCCUCUCCGUACCCUGGUGUACAAAUUGAUGAAGAAUUUUGUUGCAGGCUGAAAGAGGGGACAAGGAUGAGAGCGCCAGAAUAUGCUUCCUCUGAAAUAUAUCAGACCAUGUUGGACUGCUGGCAUGGGGAGCCACAGGAGCGACCCACCUUCACUGAGCUGGUGGAAAGACUGGGAGACCUGCUUCAGGCCAGCGUGCAACAGGAGGGAAAGCACUACAUACCCAUCAACACGGCCCUGCUGGCUAAGGUAGGAGACCCGUCCACCACGGUGCUGUCAGAGGAGACACCCUCGCGACCCAUCUCCCACCGCGACUCAGGGAGCACCUGGAACAUCAAGAUCCGUCCUGCUAGUGUGAAAACCUUCGACGAGGUUAUCAUGGAGAACGGGACAAACGAGAACCACGGGGGCGGCCAGUCAGACAGCGGGAUGGGGCUCUCCUCUGACAACAUGAAGACACUGAAACGCCUUGAAUCUUUGGCAGGUCGACCUCUGAGCAUCAUGGCUCUGGCGAUGAAGGCAGUGAGUAAGAGUAAAGAGUCUGUGCUAAGUGACUCAGAGAAGGAGAAGUUCCCCCCCACCGUUCCUUCUCUGGACUUCAGCCUGGACGACUCAGCCCUCGAUGACUCGGCCUUGGACGCCGGCCUGGAGUGUCACAGCCCGCCACCUGACUACAACUAUGUGGUGCGCUACUCCACCCCACCUGUGUAACCUCCUGCUCUGCGCACCCCCACCCCCCCCUCCCCGGAGAAUCUGACUUGGCAGCCUCGAGGCCUCUGCUUUGUUCUCCUCUUUGUUCUGACUCUUAUCUCUGGACUGUCCCGUAGCAACGUUUGAGAGGAAAACCCUUGAGAUUCCCUCUUAAAGAGUUUAGAAAGAACGCUCUGAAACGACUCGUGAAUCUACUCGACUGUAACAUUCUGCAUCUUCCAACUUCCAGGGCGUCUGCAGCGCAACAAAAGGAAACCUGUAGACUGUUGAUUCCUUUCCAGUUUUCAGACGUAGGCUGACGUUAAUGCUGCUGGUCCGUUCCACAUUCACUGUGAUAUGUCAAACAGCUGAAAACAGGCUCAGGUAUUUCUUUGAUCUACUGUGAAAACAAAACCCACAAUGAUUCCAACUUUACCACAGAUCUGCACAAGCUACAACCGUUUACGACGAAGAAUAGGAUCCAGAAAAGACAGACAGGAUAGAUGAGUUUUUUCCAGUUUAUACUGAGACUAUAAAAUUUAAAACAGAAAAAAUAUUAGUAAAGUAAAGAUAAAGAGAAGCUCUUUUGGUAGUGUAGCUACUUUUGACCUAAGUUCAGUUUGGCUUAAAACAAAAAAGCAGAUGAAAAACAAAAUAACAUUAAUUCAAAAGUAUGAAAAGUCUCUUAUUUGAGUUGUCAUUGCUCCUGUAUUUUCAUAAACAAAAUAUCAGCUUAAUUAACUCAGGUUGACCCGGAGUGACAGAGGGGAGGAGUGCUCUGUCAUGUAAUGGUGGAUGUUUUUUAAGCUCUCCAGACUCAGAGUCAGACCAGAAGGCUUGAGAUUUAUUUAACAUUAUUACACCUCAACCAUGAAAAGUAUUUAAAAGACGAGUUACUUUUAUAAUCAGAUUCCUCCUCCUGCCCCUAAUUUGUUUGGUUAAACUAAAAAGAAAUGAGAGGGAAAACAGAUUUGUUUAUUUUCUUUUGAGUUAGAAACAUGAGAUUAGAACAAGAAGAAACAGUUUAUUCAGAAAGCACUAGUAAAAUAAAUUGUCUAUUUAUUUAGAUUGUAAACACUUUGUCACUUAGUGUUCACCUGAUUUAAAAGUUAACCAAAGGAUUUUCCAGCUCAGUCUUCCUGACAUCAACACACAACAUUUUUAAUUCCACACUUACAUGCUGUUUGUGCUGCUGUAUUCACAGAUACUAAAGCUGAGGGAAUCUGCUUCUGUAGAAACAUGUAUGUGGAUAUUCUCCGUCCUUCGUCUUGUGCUAAGUGCUAGUAAAGCUUGCAGGGCAGGCUACAAAAACUCUACAUGUGUGUGAAGUUAGCACCAGUCUGCUCUGGUUCACUGGUAUUUGUUGACAUGUAAAAGCCUCCUCGUGUUAACAGCAUUUUCGAGCAGUUUAUUUGUGAUACAGUCCUGUAUUGAACACACCAUUGACCAAACCUUCAUUCAUGCUCACGUCACUGUACACACACCCUGUAGAGAUGCGGCUAGCUUGUGCAUGAAGUGGAUAUAUUAAACCCCAAAUGAUGUUUUAUGUGUGGACCAAUAUGUUUUGUGUAUGUGGACAGGAAGUGAUUAUGCACUGAUACUUUAUAUCAAGUAUAAUUUUUGUAUUCUAAAGGUAUAUUAUUAUGAAACAGUGUUGAGGGUCACAUGUUACAAAGAUUUCUGAUUUUAUUUUACGUUUUUAUUUAACUCUUAACUUUAGUACAUAGUAGGAAAUUAAUGUUUGCAGUAUUUGUUGUAUUAUUUCUUGCCAUUCUAACACCAUCAUGUUCAGUUCUUAUAAUCAUGUGUUAAAGUUAAAGCUUGGUUCUGUUAUUUUAGUCACCAUCAUAAUAAUAAGCUGAAUGCAAAGAGAAACUAAUAGUGUUUGGAUUUUAUUGCCUCAUAGUAUCAUCAUGAUUAAUGAUUCUUGCAGCAGCUCAAACCAUCUUCUUAACUUUUUCUGUUUUGUUUAUGUAGAGUAACAAGUUAGUUUAAUGAAAGUAUUGUUCCCCAACACUGUUAACUGAGUAUAUGAAGUAAAUAAAUGAAUAAAGAUCUAUAUAUUUAUACAUUA
Lates calcarifer (barramundi perch) is the source of this 6511-nucleotide messenger RNA. RefSeq names its product kinase insert domain receptor like (gene kdrl). Gene Ontology annotation, biological process: multicellular organism development; cell surface receptor protein tyrosine kinase signaling pathway; protein phosphorylation. Gene Ontology annotation, molecular function: transmembrane receptor protein tyrosine kinase activity; ATP binding. Bases 520 to 4458 code for a protein of 1312 amino acids. The transcript has 30 exons. The record is from RefSeq and is a predicted model, not a curated record. Gene Ontology annotation, cellular component: signaling receptor complex. NCBI's taxonomy places the organism in Eukaryota, Metazoa, Chordata, Actinopteri, Centropomidae.